Molecule: messenger RNA, 366 nt
Organism: Paracoccidioides brasiliensis Pb18
Exons: 4
Coding region: 1-366 (121 amino acids)
Source: RefSeq, a predicted model, not a curated record
AUGAUCGGCGGCGCUUGGUGCUGCGGGAAAGUGGAAUUUUUUCUCGAUUUAGGCUUUCCUUCUCCAAACCGGUCAAGCCCUGCUGCCGGGGUUAUGGUAAUAUGGCUCUUCGACGAGCUCAUGAAUUGUGAACUGGGCACGAGUGGAGACGGAUAUGCCUUGCGAGCCUGGCCUAAGUCUCUGGCCCCCAGUCUCCAAGCAAACACCUGCCUAGCUCUGCCGCAUCUGAACCCAUUGCCUAUUGGAUUUCGAACUUGCGUGUGGCGUCUUGUCCUUUUCUACAGAAAUAAAUCUUCGCCAGGACAUAGUGGAGGUAGAGGAAGGGGCCAUGGCCCAUAUCUCAACAUCACAGUGACAGUGUGCUAA